AUGCUCAUCCUGACCCCGUCAAAGGUGAAGUUCGCUGGCACAGCAGGGAUCAAGUUCGAGGCACUGGAAGAGCACAGCUCGGUUCUAUCGCUGAAGAAUCGCUUCUGGGUUCAAAAUCACAUCAAAGGGGUGCAUGCAUGCGGCAUGGCGCUUCUCGCAGAGACAGCGACAGGUUCCGUGAUCGGCAUGAACGUCCCCGACAGUUGCAUCCCCCUCCUCAAGUCGAUGACGGUGGAGUACCUCAAGGUUGCCAAGGGGGACCUGAAGGGAGUGGCGACGCUCGAUGAGGAGCAGCGGAGGCUGAUCCGUGAGAGCGAGAAAGGAGAGCUCGUCGUUCCUGUCAAGAUCACGGACUCGGAGGGGAAGGAGCCUAUUCGCGCGACAAUGCUGUGGGCAUGGAUUCCCCGCACGAGGAAGGCAAAGGCGGAGUGA
Molecule: messenger RNA, 432 nt
Organism: Guillardia theta CCMP2712
Lineage: Eukaryota; Cryptophyceae; Pyrenomonadales; Geminigeraceae
Exons: 6
Coding region: 1-432 (143 amino acids)
Source: RefSeq, a predicted model, not a curated record